Molecule: messenger RNA, 7911 nt
Organism: Lates calcarifer (barramundi perch)
Lineage: Eukaryota; Metazoa; Chordata; Actinopteri; Centropomidae
Product: helicase ARIP4
Exons: 22
Coding region: 352-4797 (1481 amino acids)
Cellular component (GO): nucleus
Molecular function (GO): ATP hydrolysis activity; ATP binding; ATP-dependent chromatin remodeler activity
Source: RefSeq, a predicted model, not a curated record
CAGCACAAGCAGGGAGGUGGUGGUGGUGGUGGGGGUUUCCCUACGCACAGCAGGCCCGGGCAGCUUUCAACAACUCAUUGUUUUGUAAUUGUCCCAAUGGCCUUCUGUCCUGACUGGAGCGCCGGCAAAGCUUCGAGACGAGGCUAGAGCUAGAUGUUGAGAGCCUCGCACACACAUUCUCACACACACACUUUGACACGCUGGGUUCAGACGGGACAGUGAGGAAGUGUGUAAGCAGUAUGAAGGACGGACACACAGCUGGAAUAAGUUUCUCAGAGUGAAAGUAUAAGAAGGAGGCAUGGACCUUUCACCAGAGUAGGAGACAAAAAAAAAAACUUUCAACCACAUGACAUGGACCAGUCCCACAGCGCCCCCUUCAGCUCAGAGAAUGAGGCUCAGGGAGGCGACCCAGCUGUGUGGCAGUGCACUCCUCCCCCAUCUACCUCACCUUCGGGGGAGACGCCGCCAGCCCACCCUCCCCACUUGCAGCCCUCGCCUAGACCCCGCUCCAGGCCAGACAGCCAAAGCCCCUCCCCCCCUUCCACCCUGACAGGAACCAAGAAGAGGAGCUCCAAACCGGCACACAUGAGACGCAACAUCAGAAAGCUACUGAGGGAGCAUCAGCUGGAGGCAGUGACUAAAGCCGCCCAGCAGGAGGAGCUGGAGAGGAGGCGACGUCUGGACCAGCAGAGAAAGCAGGAUUUCCCCGUACCCCUGCUUCCUGAAUACACAGCUGGCGACGUGACAAAGCAUGUGUCUUCGUCAUCGGCAUCAACAGCAUCACACCAAGAAGUGAAGUCGGCCAGACAGGAAGUGAUCUGCCUGGACUCCAGCAGCACUGGUAUCAGCAAGGAUGACGGCAAGGCUAACGUACCCACUUCCGUGACUACAGUGCACAGACACAAAACAGAUGUGAUCGACCUGAGCUCGGGCGAGGACGAAACCGUCGUCCAUGUCAGCAGCGAGUCCACCAAUGAGGAAGAGGAGAGCGAGCCGAGCGGCGCCCAUGCCAACGACGCCCUCAACCAACCGGACGCCCAAGGCAGGGUGCUGGUCAACCUGAACCACCCGGCUUCAGAGACGGACAUUUUCCUGUCACCUCAGCUGGCACGAGUGGUCAAACCUCACCAGAUCGGUGGAAUCCGUUUCCUGUACGACAACCUGGUGGAGUCAGUGGAGCGCUUCAGCGGCAGCAGUGGGUUCGGCUGUAUCCUCGCUCACAGCAUGGGCCUGGGCAAAACGCUGCAAGUCAUCUCCUUCAUCGACGUCCUGUUCAGACACACCCAGGCUCACACCGUGCUCGCCAUCGUACCUGUGAACACGUUGCAGAACUGGCUGUCAGAGUUUAACACAUGGGUCCCGCCCCCGGAGGCGUUACCUCCAGAUAUUGACCCUAGACUGGUGACACCUCGUACCUUUAAGGUUCACAUCCUCAAUGAUGAACACAAGAACACAGCUACCAGGGCCAAGGUGGUGGAGGAUUGGAAGCGGGAUGGAGGAGUGCUGCUGAUGGGCUACGAGAUGUACCGCCUCCUGUCGCUGAAGAAGAGCUUUGUGGCCGGGAGGAAGAAGAAGAGCAAAAAAUCAACAGGACCAGUUGUCAUUGACCUAGACGAAGAGGACAAGCAGCAGGAACUGCUCAAAGGUAUUGAGAGAGCUUUAGCCCGACCUGGUCCAGAUGUGGUGAUCUGUGACGAAGGCCAUCGCAUCAAGAACUGCCACGCCAGCACGUCCCAGGCUCUGAAGAACAUCCGAACUCGACGCCGUGUGGUCCUGACCGGCUACCCACUUCAGAACAACUUGAUUGAGUACUGGUGCAUGGUCGAUUUUGUCCGACCUGACUUCCUAGGUACACGGCAGGAGUUCAGUAACAUGUUUGAGCGUCCCAUUCUGAACGGGCAAUGCGUGGACAGCACACCUCAGGACAUCCAGCUGAUGAGGUACAGGAGCCAUGUCCUGCAUAGCCUGCUGGAGGGCUUCGUACAGAGACGAGGUCAUGAUGUCCUGAGGGACCAGCUGCCCUCUAAGGAAGAACAUGUGAUCCUCGUCCGCCUUUCUCCCCUGCAGAGGGCGCUCUACACAGAGUUCAUGAACCGGUUCAGAGAGGCAGGAAACACCGGCUGGCUCAGCCUCAACCCUCUGAAGGCUUUCUGUGUCUGCUGCAAGAUUUGGAACCACCCAGAUGUGCUGUAUGAGGCCUUGCAGAAGGAAAACCUGGCAAGUGACCAGGACUUGGACCUUGAUGACAUGACCUCCACAGGACCCGGCCGAUGUCCAACUGCACCCAAUCAAAAGUCCAAGCCCCUGGAGAAUCCUAACCCAAUUGGUGGGCUGAGUCUCAAUCAGUUGCAGGAGAAAGCCAAUCAGGUCAUCACUUAUGAAUGGGCGAAGGACAUCAUGUGUGACUACAAACCUGGCAUCCUGGAGAACUCAGCAAAGAUGGUGAUGCUGUUCCACCUGAUAGAGGAGAGCGUCAGGAAGGGAGACAAACUGCUCGUCUUCAGUCAGAGUUUGUCCACACUGACAGUGAUUGAGGAUUUCUUGGCAAAGAGACCGAUACCUCCCUCACCCAACAUGUCUGGCAGAGACAGACCCAAUCAGACCUGGGUCCGCAACCUCAACUACUACAGACUGGAUGGAAGUACAACGGCCUCAGAGAGAGAAAGACUGAUAAACCAGUUCAAUGAUCCAUCCAACACCUCAGCGUGGGUCUUCCUGCUGUCAACCAGGGCUGGUUGUCUGGGUGUGAACCUGAUCGGGGCGAACCGUGUGGUGGUGUUUGAUGCCUCCUGGAACCCAUGCCAUGAUGCCCAGGCCGUGUGCCGAGUCUACCGCUACGGUCAGAGGAAGCCGUGUCACAUAUACCGACUGGUGUGUGACUUUACGCUGGAGAAGAAAAUCUAUGACCGUCAGAUCUCCAAACAGGGCAUGUCAGACCGGGUGGUGGAUGACCUGAACCCUGUGCUGACCUUCACUAGGAGGGAGGUGGAGUCCCUUCUUCACUUUGUGGAGGAGGAGCCAGACCCCUCCCAGGUCCAGCUGCAGCCCCAGGAGAGCAUGGAGAGCGUCCUCAGAAAGGCGCUACACCUCUACCCUCACUUAAUUACAAAGCAACCAUUCCCCCAUGAGUCUCUGCUGAUGGACCGCAGGGAGCUGAAGCUGAGCAGUGCUGAGAAGAAAGCUGCUAAGAAGGGUUAUGAAGAGGAGAAGAGAGCCUCUGUGCCGUACACCCGCCCCUCCUAUGCCCACUACUACCCCGCCAGUGACCAGAGCCUCACCAACAUCCCAGCCUUCAGCCAGAGAAACUGGCGCCCUCCCCCUCGUACUGAGGAGAAGCCAGUGGCCAGUGUCAGGCCGGUCCAGUCAACCCCAGUUCCCAUGAUGCCCCGCCAGGUAUCUGCAGGCUCUGCCCCCGGCAACGAUUCACCCGGAUCCAAACUCGGAGGAUUUCCAGUCAACUGCCUGCAAAAAGCCGGGGUGUUUGUACAGAAGAUCGUCACCACUACUGACAUAGUGAUUCCAGGCACCAACAGUUCAACAGAUGUCCAGGCCAGGAUCACAGCUGGCGAGAGCAUCCACAUCAUCAGGGGCACCAAAGGGACUUACAUCAGGACCUCUGAUGGUCGCAUCUUUGCCAUCAGAGCAGCUAAUAAGGCCAAGACGACAGAGGAGGGUACCACAGCGCCACCCAAAGACUCGCAGGCCCCGCCUGUGGAGGUUUCAACCAAUGGCAGUAACAGUUGUCCAUCACCUGAAAAGAUGCAACAGGCACCUACCAAGUCUGUGCCCCGCCCUCUCUCACCUGACAGCCCAGAGAUCAUCAAUGAGUUGCAGCGCUACACAGGUGGUACAGGAGUGGGUGCCACCACAGAUUCUGGAGCUCAGCCAGAGAGGGCAGCAGAGAACAACAUGAACAACCUGCCUUCCACCAAACAGCUUCAGACCAAUGGCAGCACCAGGAGCAGUUUUCCCAGUGGAAAUAUGAGCCACCAUGAUGCCUCUGUGACUAAUGUGAUCCAGCCCAGCACUGAAACCACUGUCGCCCAAGACCUGAGAACAGGCUCCAAGCGCAAAGCAUCUAGCCCAUCUUUGGAGGAGCGGCCCGCCAAGCAGCCCUCUGCAGGCAAACACUCCUCAGCCUCUCUGGCUUCACAAGGUUUCCCCUUCACCGGGGGCUAUGGCCUCCCUCCACUGGGCCUCAACCCCACUAUGUUGGGUGGGUCCCUGGGGCACCCACUCUUUGUGGGGGCGGGUUCGCCUUAUUUCCAACCUCCCCAAAUGGGGGACCCCAGUUACAUGUAUGCAGAUCUGUUUGGCUUGGGUGGAGCCAGCGCAGUCCCCACCUCCUCAUCCUCCACCUCAUCGACGACAGCCACUGCUACUGCUGUCUCCUCCUCCUCGCCAUCCUCAUCUUCCACAUCAGUUAAAGCUGCCAGUUUGGUUCCAGGUGCCCUGCCACCGUUCAUGCUGAGUCCCAGUAUGGCAGGCAUGGCUGGGAUGCUCCCCCCGGGCUUCCCCCUCGCUUACAGUCAGUCUCUGGCUAGCCUCUACGCAGGGUCGAUGCUCCCGGGCGGACUGCCAGGUCCAGCUGCCACUCCUGGCCCAGCCGGAGCCAGCUUCCUCUCACAGUAUCCUCCCACUGCUGCCUCCGGCUCCUCCUCAUCUUCCCCCUCUUCCUUCUCCCCCUCAGCACGAUCCGAAGGCCACCGGGGUCCGGUUCUGUUGAACGGCGGGAAUGUUAGCAGCGCCAGCAGCUCGGAUGACGACGAUGAUGUAAUUGAAGUGAGGAAUCAGUGACGGGCAAAUGAUGUGGUUGUUUGAGAAAGCUUGAUUCAAUUUAAUAAUCAUCACAAUAUGAUGACAUCCUAUUUACCAGGAUACAGGCUUAAAAUGGCCUGUGGCCGAGGCCGUGAAGGAAAUGGACAAAAAAAAAAGGGAUGACACCUGAGCCCCCGCUAAAGCAUUUAGUCUGUUCUGCCUUGGAAAAACAGUCUGAGCGGAGAUUGAACACAGACUGAACAUGGUGCAACAACUUUUGAUGCUGAAUAUCAGAAGAUGAAACCUGCAGAAGAGAAAAAAAUCUCCAGAGGGACAAAGAAAAUGAAAAUCAGAGGACUUUGGGCUUCCAAGUUUUUUUUUUUUUUGUUUGUUUGUUUUUUUGUUCAAUACUGGCAUUGAGAUAUCAAUCACUGGACUUAGUACUGCUGAUUGUGGGCCUGCAGUGACCACAAAUGGCCACUAGCUGUACUGUUGACUUUAGAGAUUCUAGUUCUGCAGCUUUGCUAAAUGUCAAGACUCUUUUGCUUUAUUCAGCUAAUUAAAUGAUGAUGUUAGGAUGGAAUCGCUUGUUAAAAAAAGGUUUGAUAAUUAAGUUAGCUGGUAGAAACAUUUGUUAAAUAUCAGUAACUGAAAUGGUAUUGUUUGUCACUUGUCAAAUAUUGCUACUGAAUAUUUCAUAAAAUGGUUAAAAGUUAAAAGAUCAAAGAGAACUUUUGGAAAGCAUUUUGACUGAAGUUAAUAAUUCACUGCCAGGACAGGGGUAUUGUACGUUUUUGUUGUAGGAACGAAAAAAAAAGAAAGAAAGGGGAUCAUUUUGAAUUAUUGAAGAAGCAUUUGAGGUUAAAGUCAAUUACUGAAACCUUAAAACUCUAAUGAAAGAAUGUAUGCUCAAUCAAAUGCCUUUAAACCAGGCCUUUUUGGAAAGACUCCUAUUUAGGCAUCAGACGUGGGAAGAUCUGAUUUUCCUUGUUUUCUGUGUGUGUAUUUUCUAUUUAUGUAACCUCUUUUACUUUUUAAAGAAAAUGAUUGCCUAAAAACAGCCAGGUGAAAACGAAGAAAAAAAAACUGUGUUCUAGAGAGGUGUCCUCCUUGUAGCGGAGAAACAACCAACAGAAAAUGCCUUUUUGCCUCCGUCUUUCUGAAUGUGAACUGUGAGAGAGGGGAGGUAAAGAGAGACAGACGGUCACCGCGGCUCUCUGAAUCUCACCCACAGUCUUACUGUAGCCUAGUGAAAAAACGAUGCAAAACACUCACUCAAGCCUAUAUAUGUAUUUGUACAAACCCCAGAGGAAUUGAGCUCGCAACCCUCCGAGUUUUGGUUUCGCUUGUGUCGUUCCUUCGUUCGUAUUUGUGCGUUGUGUUCUUAAGGGUUACAAAAGGAAUUGUUAAAAAAAGAAUAAAUAGAAACUUGUGUUACUUGGUUUGGUAACUCGUUCUGACACAGAUUCCACCUCUGCUCUGCUGGGUUUUUUUUUUUCUUUCUCUGUCUCAUCUUAUUUUCGUGAACAGAGGUUAUUGUGAAACCAAACAUAUUUUUCUUUUUUGUGGAGAGAUGGUGUAGCUUUGCCAAAAAUGAGAAAUGCACAAGCACAUCAGAAACCUCCAUCAAAGAGGGUUGUGUCGUAAGAGACCAAAUGAUGUUGUCAACAGUUUAGAGCAGAAUAUAAAAAUCCAUCAGAGCGACACGCUCUCCCUACAGCAUCCUCAAAGCCACAGUCGAGACAUACAUAUCCAUCUCUCUGUAUGACCUUGCAGGUUAACGCUGUAGACUGCACUGCACUGUAAAAGAGACACAAAUCUGUAUAGGUCUGUAGACUGGUUGACCACUGAGAAAGCUUCACCGUGUGACAAAGUUCACAUCUGAUUUACCCUAAAGCAUCAUUUUACUGUUCCAGUUGAUCCCCCCCAAUCACACGAACUGUCCUCGUGUAGAAAAUCUUCUCCUCCAAAAUGGCUGCAGCGAGAGCUUUAAAAACCACCAGCUCUUUUGUCGGAAGCUAAACUCUAAAACAUCAUUGAGCAAAGACUAAGCAUUUCCUGUUCUUUCUCUUCCAUGUAUUUGUUCUUCAACCUGAAAUUGUUAGUUUUACUUAUGUUUCAUUUUUGUUCUCCUCUUUUUACAAUGUUUGAAUUUACCAAAUUAAUUUAUUUAUGACGGUGCGUAUUUAUUCAUUUUUAUUUUUGUAUAAUGUUUUUUGGUUUCCUUUUUUGUUGCUUUCUCUUUAUCUUGUUUGUAAAAUUUUUAUGGUCAUAUUACUAUUGUUGUUACUACAGAUGGAAAACGCUUUCGGGUUUUUCCUCGUGUUUGGUGGGUUUCUUUAGUGACAAUCUGCCAGUCUGACCUAAUACAUGUGAACUUGUGCAGAACUUGCAUGUGGACCAACCAAUUGGUGUGUGGUACUGUGCACAUUAAUAUCCAGGAUAGCAUCUUUAAGAAGGAUCAAAUAAAUAUCAUAUCCUGUUUACAAUAACUCUGAUCAGCCCUGGUUAUGAGGAAAAAAAAAAUAACAUCAGAGAUAUGUUGAUGAGAUCAGAUCCUUUCCUCAGAACAUCUUGUAUGUUCUCAAGUCACGAGUGGGAUACACAUCUAAGUAUUUUAUCUGAAUGAUAUGAGCCAUUUGUGUGCAUGUAAAUGAAGCUCAUUCACAAGUAAUGGGUCAGAAACCCAGGCAGUUUAACCACUCGUUAGCGGAGAGAGAAAAAAAUGAUAUCAAGUGCUUUUCAUUUCUUUACUUUUUUUUGUUAUUCAUUACCAUAUCAUCAGAAAUGUCCAUCUGUGUCAUCACUACGAUGGCGAAACGAGCGAGUUUCCUCAGCGUUGAACUGUUUGGUCGUCAGCUCUGCGUUUGCUGCACCGAGCUGACUGCUCUGUUAUUUCACAGCUUUCUACUUGAAUUUACAUAUUUAUUUAUACAAAUUGAUUUGGUCGGACAAGCUGAGCCGACUCUAUCUGAAUUCCAUUUUAGCUGAGGAGAAGAUUAAAGCUGCUGUCUUUGAGGAUUGGCUCUAGUCAAAGCCUGUUGUGUAGUUUAUCGAUGGAUAAUGUGUAUGACCUUGGAUUACUUUUAGAUCCUUUUUUUUUGGUUUUGUUUUUUGGAAGUUUGUAAAUAAAAAGAAACAUGUUCUCAAUAA